AUGCUGCAGUCCUUCGGCCCGAAGCCUCAGUUCAAGUUUGCUGCUGCCAAACUCGAUGCGGCGCUGUGUGAACGAAUGGCCGCCGCCUCGAGGAGAACUCCCCCAGUACAAAUUGGGAACUUGCCGCUGCAGCAGCAGCAGCUGCAGCAGCAGCAGCAGCAGCAGCUGCAGCAGCAGCAGCAGCAGCUGCAGCAGCAGCAGCAGCAGCUGCAGCAGCAGCAGCAGCAAAACGGGUAUCGGCUCUCACGGAAACGGCAGCGCUGCACGGGGAACAACUGA
Eimeria necatrix is the source of this 279-nucleotide messenger RNA. RefSeq lists its product as hypothetical. The record is from RefSeq and is a predicted model, not a curated record. The transcript has 2 exons. NCBI's taxonomy places the organism in Eukaryota, Apicomplexa, Conoidasida, Eucoccidiorida, Eimeriidae. The coding region runs from base 1 to 279 and encodes 92 amino acids.